Mollisia scopiformis is the source of this 537-nucleotide messenger RNA. RefSeq names its product carbohydrate esterase family 5 protein. Gene Ontology annotation, cellular component: extracellular region. The record is from RefSeq and is a predicted model, not a curated record. Lineage: Eukaryota; Fungi; Ascomycota; Leotiomycetes; Helotiales; Mollisiaceae. Gene Ontology annotation, biological process: carbohydrate catabolic process. The coding region runs from base 1 to 537 and encodes 178 amino acids. The transcript has 3 exons. Gene Ontology annotation, molecular function: cutinase activity.
AUGUACACAGGAGUAUGUGCGCCUGUGACGAUCAUAUACGCACGUGGAACGGCAGAAUCAGGGAACGUUGGAUUUCUUGCCGGCCCACCAUUCUUUGACACCUUGAGAGCACUUAUUGGGACGAACAAUGUUGCUGUUCAGGGUGUAGAUUAUGCUGCGGAUACUGCAGGGUUUUUUGAGGGUGGAGAUAUUCCUGGAUCAGAGCUGAUGGCUACACUCAUUUCAGCAGUCUUAACUGCUUGUCCAAGUACCAAGCUAUGCAUCUCGGGCUAUUCACAAGGUAGCCAAGUCGUGCAUAAAGCUGCGACUCUACUACCUGCUGCUACAAUGGCAAAAGUCGAUUCUGCAGUCCUCUUUGGUGAUCCAUACUACGGCUCCGCUGUGCAAGGCGUGCCAACUUACAAGACGUUGGUGCUUUGUCAUACUGGGGAUGAUAUAUGUGCGCAUGGUGAUCUGGUGCUGGGUGCCCAUAUGGAUUAUGCGCAGGAUGCUCUGACGGCAGCGGAGUUUGUGGUUCAGCAGCUUUACGUUCCUUGA